Molecule: messenger RNA, 306 nt
Organism: Phaeodactylum tricornutum CCAP 1055/1
Lineage: Eukaryota; Bacillariophyta; Bacillariophyceae; Surirellales; Neidiaceae
Exons: 1
Biological process (GO): translation
Cellular component (GO): mitochondrion; ribosome
Molecular function (GO): RNA binding; structural constituent of ribosome
Source: RefSeq, a predicted model, not a curated record
AACAUUGUCCGCGGCGACAAGGUGCAGGUGGUGGGUAACCACCGCGAAGCUGGCAAACAGGGUAUAAUUAAGGAAGUCCUCCGUGCCAAGGAUCGUGUGUUGGUGGAGAACGUCAACGUGGCGGUCAAACAUAUCAAAGGUAACGCCGAGCGCGGCAUCAAGGGACGGACCAUUCAGAAGGAACGCAGUUUGCCCUACAGCAACGUCAAUUUGGUCGACCCGGUGACCAACAAACCCACGCGAGUGUAUCGGAAAAUACUGGAAGACGGCACCAAAGUGCGGGUAGCCAAAAAGUCGGGGGCCAUU